Messenger RNA from Haliaeetus leucocephalus (bald eagle), 1133 nucleotides. Its product is annotated as glyoxylate reductase/hydroxypyruvate reductase-like. Lineage: Eukaryota; Metazoa; Chordata; Aves; Accipitriformes; Accipitridae. The transcript has 6 exons. The record is from RefSeq and is a predicted model, not a curated record. Gene Ontology annotation, molecular function: hydroxypyruvate reductase [NAD(P)H] activity; NAD binding; glyoxylate reductase (NADPH) activity. Gene Ontology annotation, cellular component: cytosol. The coding region runs from base 79 to 1065 and encodes 328 amino acids.
GUGGAUUAUAGACAGAGGUACGAGACACACCCCGGUAGUGCUGGAGGACGAACAAUAAGUGCUCCUCAGACCAAGGUCAUGGCAGAAGAAGAGUUACCGGGGGUUUUGAUUCUGGAUAUAGGAGGAGCUCAUGGUGUGCUAGAAAACCUUGCAGCACUUCUGAAGAAACACUUUUGCCUUAUCACCAUGAAGGAAUUUCUUCAAAACAAAAAAGAAAUGAGCAAAAAAAUCCAAUCUAUUUUCGUGUUUGAGUGCAGGCCGAUUAUUGACCGAGAGCUUCUAGAAAGCCUGCCUAAUUUAAAGGUAAUUGGAAACUCUGGGGUUGGAGUCGAUCACUUAGACUUGAAAAUGAUUUCUAGCUUUGGGGUAAAAGUGACCAACACCCCACACGCCGUGGCGGACCCAACAGCAGACAUAGGAAUGGCCUUGAUGCUGGCCUCUGCCAGAAGACUAGUGGAAGGCUGCCAGAUUGCAGUUUCUCCAGACACGAAGUAUUUUGGGGUUGACUGGCUGGGAGUGGAAGUAACCAGAGCGACGCUUGGGAUCGUCGGGAUGGGCAGCAUUGGUUAUAGAGUGGCUCAGAGAGCCAGAGCCUUCGAUAUGAGGAUCCUGUACCAUAACAGGAACCGGAGAAGAAAGGAGGAAGAAGAGGCAGUUGGUGCCCACUACUGUGAGAAGAUGGAAGACUUGCUGCAGCAAUCUGACUUCGUUAUGGUGGUUGUGAACUUGACUCCUGAGACUCACAAACUGAUUGGGAAAAAGGAGCUUGGGCUGAUGAAACCCACGGCUACUCUUAUAAACAUCAGCCGAGGUGCAGUUAUUGAUCAAGAUGCAUUGGUAGAAGCUCUCCAGAAUAAGGUUAUUAGGGCUGCUGCUCUGGACGUGACGUACCCUGAGCCUCUGCCAAGAGAUCAUCCUUUGUUAAAAUUAAAUAACAUCAUCAUAACCCCUCACAUUGGAACUGCAACAGUCCAAGCUAUCCGUAUGAUGGCAGAAGAAGCAAUAACAAAUAUGCUGGCUGUUCUUAAUGGCCAGCCCAUUCCAAGUGAAGUGUUUCCCAAAUGAUGUGUGCCAGAUGAUAUCAGUAAAUCUCAUAUGUGUGGGAAGGCACUAUUUCUUACAGUACCACUUUU